Messenger RNA from Propithecus coquereli (Coquerel's sifaka), 2460 nucleotides. RefSeq names its product HIRA interacting protein 3 (gene HIRIP3). The transcript is spliced from 7 exons. The record is from RefSeq and is a predicted model, not a curated record. Lineage: Eukaryota; Metazoa; Chordata; Mammalia; Primates; Indriidae. Bases 452 to 2230 code for a protein of 592 amino acids. Gene Ontology annotation, cellular component: nucleus.
CGGACGCAGGGGAAUGCCGUUUUUGAUUCCAAAUGUGCUUAGAGAUUUGAAGCCACAGGAACAUUGCAUCCAGAUGUUCCCAGUCUCCUGGCGAGGAUGUUCUUUUUCUUAUGCGUUUCGAAAUAACAGCGGCCUAGACGGUCCCCGUAACAGGGAAGAAGGCUGCGUCGCGGGUUGAUUACGUUACACCCACAGAUUGCAAACGCUGAAUCGGUUUCUAAUAAGAACUUUAACGGUUCGUUCUAAGAAAAGGUGGGAGUCGCGAGACCCCCAACUACCUAGGGAAAACAAGUUUGGUCUGUCAAAGGUCUCGGCCCAAGCAGUCCGCGACCGAGAUUCAACGGCCCCUAGCCUUAAGGCGUCACAGCACUGCGCUUGCGGAAGCCGCUGUCAAACGCGCUGAGGCCGACAAGAAAAAAAGGCGGGAGCCGCCAAUUCCGGGUGGAGCAAAAUGGCGCGGGAGAAGGAGAUGCAGGAGUUCACCCGUAGCUUCUUCCGAGGCCGCCCAGACCUCAGCACGCUCACGCAUUCCAUCGUGCGGCGGACGUUCUUGGCUCACGCGGGCCGCGAUCACCUGGAACCCGAGGAAAAGCAGGCGCUGAAGCGGCUAGUGGAGGAGGAGCUGCUGAAGAUGCAGGUGGAUGAAGCUGGUACGAGGGAAGAGAAACUAGACCUUACCAAGAAGGUGAAGAGGCCUCCCUCCCCCUGCAGUGAAUCAGAGAGAAAAAGGUUCCACCUCAAUUCAGAGUCAGAGCCCAGCUCUGCAGCCUCCAGCCCAGAAUACUUUGGACCCCUAGCAAAGAACAGGAGGGCAGCAGCAGAAGUCAGCCCAGCCAAGGAGGAAGAGAGUCCAAGGCAGGCCUCAAAGAAAGCAGUUGAAGGGAACAAAGAAAGCAGUGAUGAAGAAGAACAGCAGAAGGACCUGACUGCAAAGAUAGAAUUAGAGGAGAGCAGUAAGGAGGAGGAGGAGGAGGAGGAUUGUUCUAUCAGAACAAGUAAGGUCUGGGAGGAAGAGAGCAGUGAAGAGGAAGAUGAAGAGAAAAAGAAGUACAAGGGCAGGGCUAGGAACAGACCUGUGACAAAGAACAAGCAGGCAUCAGGCAAGGCCUCAGUUAGCAGGAAGCAGGCCAGGGAAGAAAGUGAGGACAAUGAGGAAAAAUCUGCCCAGAUGACAGCACAGAAGGUACAGGGAAAUAAAGGAGCUAAAAGCUACCAGGAAAGUGAACAGGAGAGAAAGGAGGAGAAGGAGGAGAUCCUAGCCAAGAACAAAGAACUCAGGGAGGAAGAAGAGGAGGAAGAGGAGGAGGAGGAGGAGGAAGAUUGGAAACCCAGAGUCAGGAGCAAUGGAGGGAAAAGGUCAGCUUGGGAGGAGAGGAUCUGUAAGCAGAAAAGCAGGAUGAGGAGACUAAUGGGAGACGCAGGGGACAGUGGGGAAGAGAAGGAAAAAGAGGCCGCAGGCAGUGGGGAUAGCAGUAGGGAAGGGGAAGAGCCCCCAGUGCAGAGGAAGAGCAAGGAUGGGACCUUGUGUGAGGGUGGGGAAAGGCAGAGUGGGAGCAGCGAGGCUGAGGAAGACAGCUGGAAGGUGAAAGCAAUAGCUAAAGGCACUGGAAAGAGAGCCAAACUGAGCAGUGUCAGUGGUGAGGAGAGUGACUUGGAGAGGGAGGUGAGUGACAGUGAGGCAACGGGGAGCCCCAAGGGGGAAAGGAAGAACCGCUCUUCCAAGAAGAGCUCCAAGAAAGGCAGGACACGCAGCUCCUCUUCCUCCUCAGAUGGAAGCCCAGAGCCAAAAGGAGGGAAGGCUGGCUCUGGUCGCCGUGGAGAGGACCACCCAGCUGUGAUGAGGCUAAAGCGCUAUAUUCGGGCCUGUGGUGCCCAUCGAAACUACAAGAAGCUACUGGGCUCCUGUCGGUCACACAAGGAGCGCCUGAGUGUCCUCCGAGCAGAACUGGAAGCCCUGGGCAUGAAGGGUAACCCUUCCUUAGAGAAGUGUCGGGCCCUGAAGGAGCAGCGGGAGGAGGCGGCUGAGGUGGCCUCCUUGGAUGUUGCUAAUAUCAUCAGUGGUUCGGGCCGGCCACGCAGACGCACAGCCUGGAACCCUUUAGGAGAAGCAGCUCCCCCAGGGGAGCUAUACCGCCGGACCCUAGACUCAGAGGAAGAACGGCCCCGUCCCGCACCCCCAGACUGGUCACAUAUGCGUGGCAUCAUCAGCAGUGAUGGCGAGAGUAACUGAACUUCCCCACCUCCCAGGAUACGGACCCUUUCCACGUGUACAAAGCAUAUGUAAUACCCCUUGCUUUGUGCCUGCACAGAGCAGGAGCAGCUUUCUUCAGAGAAGACUACAGCCCCCAAGGACACAAGUUGUUGGGACACAUCUCAGCUUCAUGUUCUCCAUUUAAGGUGUUUACAGGGGUUUAUUUUUUAAGACUUAAUAAAGGAAUGUUUGUAAUCACUUCAUCAAAA